This is a messenger RNA of Ornithorhynchus anatinus (platypus), 1627 nucleotides long. It is a transcript of the gene TBP, whose product is annotated as TATA-box binding protein. Lineage: Eukaryota; Metazoa; Chordata; Mammalia; Monotremata; Ornithorhynchidae. The coding region runs from base 278 to 1204 and encodes 308 amino acids. Gene Ontology annotation, biological process: DNA-templated transcription initiation. Gene Ontology annotation, molecular function: RNA polymerase II general transcription initiation factor activity; DNA binding. The transcript is spliced from 8 exons. The record is from RefSeq and is a predicted model, not a curated record.
CGAGCGGACGAACGGACGGACGGACGGACGGACGCUCGCUCGCUCGCUCGCUGAGGCGGCUGGUUCCGGACCCACCCCGGCGGCCUCCAUCUCCUCGUCCUCCUGCUCCUCGCGGGCCUCAGGUUCAAAACCAUCUUUUUCUGGAGCGGAUGCCCCCGCCGAGUUUCAGGAGGAGCCGAGAAGCGCCGACUCGCAGAAUUUUGUAGAACAAAGCGAAACCGAACGGAGGGGACCCGGUGGAAGUAUUUCUUGCUUGUUGGAGAAGGAAGGGAGCUCCAUGGAUCAAAACAACAGCCUGCCCCCCUACGCUCAGGGCUUGGCCUCCCCACAGGGCGCCAUGACGCCGGGAAUCCCCAUCUUCAGCCCCAUGAUGCCCUACGGCACCGGGCUGACGCCACAGCCGGUCCAGAGCUCCAACAGUUUGUCUCUGCUGGAGGAGCAGCAGCGGCAGCAGCAGCAGCAGCAGCAGCAACAACAGCAGCAGCAACAGCAGGCGGCCACCGCUCAGCAGGCCCCCGCAGGGGCCUCCGGCCAAACCCCGCAGCUCUUCCACUCACAGACUCUUACGACCGCCCCCUUGCCCGGCACCACCCCCCUGUACCCGUCCCCGAUGACCCCGAUGACGCCCAUCACGCCCGCCACGCCUGCGUCCGAGAGCUCGGGAAUUGUGCCUCAGCUGCAGAAUAUCGUGUCCACGGUCAACCUCGGCUGCAAACUCGACCUGAAAACCAUCGCUCUCCGGGCUCGCAAUGCUGAGUACAACCCCAAGCGUUUCGCUGCCGUCAUCAUGAGGAUAAGAGAGCCCCGCACGACAGCACUGAUCUUCAGCUCGGGAAAGAUGGUGUGCACGGGGGCCAAGAGUGAGGAGCAGUCCAGGCUGGCAGCCAGGAAGUAUGCCAGAGUAGUGCAGAAGCUGGGCUUCCCAGCCAAGUUCUUGGAUUUUAAGAUUCAGAACAUGGUGGGCAGCUGCGACGUGAAGUUUCCCAUCCGGCUCGAGGGCCUGGUGCUGACCCACCAGCAGUUCAGCAGUUACGAGCCGGAGCUAUUUCCAGGUUUGAUCUAUAGGAUGAUCAAACCCAGAAUCGUCCUCCUGAUUUUUGUUUCUGGAAAAGUUGUUUUAACGGGUGCCAAGGUCAGAGCAGAAAUCUACGAGGCAUUCGAAAACAUCUACCCCAUUCUCAAAGGCUUCAGGAAGACGACGUAACGGCUUCCCCCCGCCGCCCCGCUCACCUCUGUUCACACGUUGUUUUUGGUACACUGUAAAAUGGUAUUAUCUGGGGGCGCCGGCGGGACCGGAGACAGAGACUCUGGGCGAAGCUGAGCCCCUUUCCCGGAACGCCAGGGGCCGUGCCAUAUUUCCACCGGAACCUCCUUCCGGGCGGUGAGUUGCUUUCAGAGGACUGCUCGGUGCAGUGUUGACUUUAUUUAUAUUGGGUAUUUACAGGCCCUCCCACCCCCUUCCCUGACCCAGGGGGGCUUCAGUGUUCACCAUUCCAGCAGGGACCUCGGAGCGACCAAGCUGCCAGGCCGGGCGGGGGCACGGCCCCGGGCACGGCCCCAUCUGCGUGCAGCGGUUGGUCCCACGGGCCCUUGGCGCCUUCUGUUUAAUAAACGAAUGCUUUUUAAA